GAUUCGCUGGAGUUCAACAAACCAAUUGAUAAUGUUACAUUUUGUGCUGCUUUAAAUCUUUUUAUAAUCUUCAGUCGUAUUCUUCGCUGGAAUUAAUAACACAAUAAAUUCCUAUCAAUAAUAUUUUUAUUUAGGACGAGAUGAGGAAAAUCUUUUUCAACAGUGUUAGGAUUUUUUCCCAAACUGAUAGGAUUAGUAAGACUCAACUACAGGUGAAUGAAGAGGGAAGAGCAAUACCAUAAAUAGCCGGAGCUCAACCAAUGCAACAUGAGUAAUGCAAAUAACCAAUUAAAUAUUAAACACAUCUACUCAAAUGAUAUUCUACAAGAGAUAAAUUCAAGUGUUAUAAACGAACUAAAGUCACAUCUUAGGGGUUCACAGUGUUUAGUGGCAUGUUGUUUUAUUGAUAACUUUAUAAGAUGGCUUUCCCUACCGUUUUACAAAUUUGAUGAGGAUGAAUAUUGGAGUGAUGCAGCUGAAGUAAAAAUCUAUUGUCCUGAAGAUAUCCCACAAGUAUUUGACAACUUAAAGAGAGAUUGGCCGCAUUCUAUUCAUACAUAUUUUUUCUUACUUAAUUUCAUGGACUGGACAGAAAAUUCAGCUGAUGUUGAAUUUGAUUUUUACUGUCCGAAUGGAGAUCCAACUAUAGGUAGUGUUCUCGCACAGACAAAGUUCAAGGGAAGUGAUACAUUUAUCAACUAUCACUGUGUGGAUUAUAUCAGCUGCAAGGCGAUUCACGACGGAUUGAAAGAGUUUAGUGAUGUCAAUUGGUCACAGCCCUUAAUAUUCGAAUCAAUCCAUGAAAGGCUUAUUCCAGAACUGUACAAAAUUAUUUCUGAAAAGGGGUUGAAAAUAAACAAAAAUGAUAGAUGCUACCAGUUGUGGUUACCUCCAGCAGUGGCAAAACAUGUAAUGGUUGAACUGCAAUCUGAACUGUACAUGAUGCCUCUUGAUGCCAAUCAUACAGAAAUGGUAAACAAACACUGGGAGUAUUCCGGUCCAGGGACGUCGUUGAUAAUAAAAGAGACACUGACACACAAUGGAGGGUUGGGUGUACUGUUUAGAGAAAAUGACACUUUCGCUGGCUGGGCCGUGGAGCAGCACUACGGAGGUAUCGGAAUGCUGUACAUACACCCUGAGUACAGGCGGCAAGGAUACGCUACCGAGCUGGUCAAGGGAAUGGUCAGCCGCCUCGUUGACCGAGAAAUAGACCCAUUUGCUCUUAUUGAAGAACACAAUCAGCCUUCAAGACUAUUGUUUCAAAGGCUAAAGUUUGAAAGUAUAUGUAUGGUACACUGGAUAAGAGUUCAAACUCCAUAGGAUAUGCCUGUAAAGUUUAAUAAAUGAUUACUCCAAUUUAAAAAAAUUAAAAUUUGAAAGGCUUUCUUCUUCUCGGAAACAAACUACAUAUCUUGCAUACAAUUCAGUUUCAAAGUGUUUGUAGACUUAUUUAAAAAAUGUAUCAGAACAAUAGUACUUGAGAAAACAUUUUUAUACAUACACUAUAUACUUGUUAAUGUUUUCUCAUGCAACUGUAAUGGGUAAACAUUUAUAAUGAGUAAUGGAUUCAAUUGGGUAACCAACCUCUUUGUUUAAUGGAUACAUGGCGUACUCACGCUUGUAUCCGUGGAAACUGGGUAAUCUCAUUUUCCUGCGACAUACACCCAUUUUACAAAACAUGAGUUUUUCACAAAAGGAUCAGUUUUUUAAAGGGAUAUGUUGCUAAAAUAAUAAGGUCAGUUACUCAAACAAGUCCAUUCGUAGAGUGAAGUUCAGUGACACAUGUUGAAACACGCACAGUAACUGUGGUCACAAGACCUUGAAAUAUUUGCAUUUGUGCUUAUUUCAACUUUAAUUCAUCUCCUCCGCUAGGUACUGUUCAUGUAGAAGUAACAGACUUCAGUUACAACACAUCUACGCUCUACUAUCUUUACCUAAACUACAUACUU
This is a messenger RNA of Homalodisca vitripennis (glassy-winged sharpshooter), 1949 nucleotides long. RefSeq lists its product as uncharacterized. The transcript has 7 exons. NCBI's taxonomy places the organism in Eukaryota, Metazoa, Arthropoda, Insecta, Hemiptera, Cicadellidae. The coding region runs from base 268 to 1320 and encodes 350 amino acids. Gene Ontology annotation, molecular function: acyltransferase activity, transferring groups other than amino-acyl groups. The record is from RefSeq and is a predicted model, not a curated record.